UGGAUGCUGUGGUUGAGCUUUUGCACUAUACCACAUAUAAGCAUAAACCUUUAUUACUUGAUAGUUUCGUAUCUAUUGCAUUAAAGUAGUAUCUAGGUAAGCCUUUGAAUAUACUACAAUGAAGAAAGGCAUAAUCUUCCUAACACUCACAAACAUCUCAGAUUUCCCCGUUCUCCAAGAGGCUGAUAUUAGCAGCGUCUGUGAUUCUGCCUAGUGCUUGAUUUAUAGUCAUUCACCAAAGAAAGGUUGUGACGGCGGUAAUGACGACGGCAAUAGAAACCGCAGUAGCGGAUCGCACAUCCAAAGAUGCCGAUAUUCCCACUAUAUCAGUAAUAGUCGAGUUCACUGGUGGGCUAGAGAUGCUGUUCUCAGACCAGCGCCGGCAUGCGCUCUCCGUGCCCGCACUCGACAAGGACAACAAGCCCUUGACUGUCGCUUAUCUCAUAGAGUACCUGUGCGAGAACACGAUGAAGGACACACGAAAAGAACUGUUCGUCCUCGACGAUCAUCUACGACCAGGUAUCCUGGUCUUGAUCAACGACGCCGACUGGGAGUUGGAGGGAGAGGAGGCCUAUGAGAUUCAGAACGGUGACAACAUUCUAUUUGUCUCAACGCUGCAUGGAGGUUAGCCAGCCCAGCCAGCCCAGCCAGCCCAACCGGACAACACCAAUGGCCACCGCACCCAUGUCAUCGUCAAUGCUUGUGCCAUGUCUUGGCUUCCCACCACCGCCGUUAAGCCUAGUUGUGCGUCUCGCUCCUAUCUGUGAGUACUACGAACGGGGAGGGGGGCCCUUGAAUAACCGGUUUUGGGCCUUGGAAGGGGGAUCGCCUCCGCGGGUA
This is a messenger RNA of Xylaria bambusicola, 840 nucleotides long. RefSeq names its product ubiquitin-like modifier 1. The transcript is spliced from 3 exons. Lineage: Eukaryota; Fungi; Ascomycota; Sordariomycetes; Xylariales; Xylariaceae. Gene Ontology annotation, cellular component: cytoplasm; nucleus. Gene Ontology annotation, molecular function: protein tag activity. Gene Ontology annotation, biological process: tRNA thio-modification; protein urmylation. The record is from RefSeq and is a predicted model, not a curated record. The coding region runs from base 261 to 629 and encodes 122 amino acids.